AUGUACCAAUACUCCAGUCCACCUGCCGGGUGGCCCGCCUUCGACUACUCCAACCCUCCGCCCACCUCGCCGCACUACGCCUACUACGCCUCGCAGUUCGCCACCCCCUUCGCCUCGCCACGCGGCCCUCCCAAGCGCCACAAUCGCAAAGCCAGCUACGCCGGCACCAAGGAGACCGCAGGAUGGUACGCCGGGUACGGGCAAGGGUUCUACGAACCGCCGCCCGAGUACGGCACGCCGCCGCGCAAGCACGAUCCUGUAAGUGCUUCUUUUGGUGGCUAUCAUCGUCGCCGUAGUACCAUGUCUGGUGCGCCCGCCGGUCCGUGGGGUCCUGCCCCUCCGCCGCAGCCGUCGUACAAGCCCUCCGUCUUCGACGAUGCGCCCCGAUACGCCUUCCGCGAGGAAUCCAGUCCUCCCCGUCGCAACCCGACGACGCCGCAGCGCAAGCCCAAGCCACCCACUGAUCCUUAUUUCUCCUAUACUCAGGUGCCGGACCAGGACGACGUUGAUUCCGCGAAGCGCUCCCGCGCGCGCCGCCACCCGCCCGGCCCAGCCAAGCCCGCCCCCAAGGCCACGGAAGCGGACGCCGCGCGCGCCGGCAUCCCCCCCGGGUACUCGAUCAAGAACUGGGAUCCGACGGAGAUGCCCAUCAUCCUGCUGGGCAGUGUGUUCGACGCCAACUCGCUGGGCAAGUGGAUCUACGACUGGACCAUCUUCCACCACGGCGUGUCGACCCCGAUGGCGGACGUGGCGGGGGAUCUGUGGCUGCUGCUGAUCAAGCUGGCCGGUAAGGUGAAGCGGGCGGACGAGUGCCUGGACCGCAUCAAGCGGCGCGAGGCGCACGAGAUCGUGGAGGAUUUCCUGGAGAGUGGCGAGCGCCUGUGGGCGCGAUUUAAGAAGCUGCUGAAGAUGUGCGAACAGUUCAUGUGGAAGGUGGCCAAGCGCGAAGGGAGCAAGGGCGUGUCAAUGGGCCGCAACGCGGGGUGUGAGUUUGUCGAGACGAUCUUCGGCCGCGACCGCGAGCUGGAGAGCACGGAGAAGCUGAUGCACAGCAUCCGACUGUGGAACAUGCGAUUUGACGCCAACUGCGAGGAGAUCCUGCGCCGGCCGACAUCCGCAUAA
Aspergillus heteromorphus CBS 117.55 is the source of this 1122-nucleotide messenger RNA. RefSeq lists its product as uncharacterized. NCBI's taxonomy places the organism in Eukaryota, Fungi, Ascomycota, Eurotiomycetes, Eurotiales, Aspergillaceae. The transcript is spliced from 2 exons. Bases 1 to 1122 code for a protein of 373 amino acids. The record is from RefSeq and is a predicted model, not a curated record.